Molecule: messenger RNA, 849 nt
Organism: Corvus hawaiiensis (hawaiian crow)
Lineage: Eukaryota; Metazoa; Chordata; Aves; Passeriformes; Corvidae
Gene: LIN37
Product: lin-37 DREAM MuvB core complex component
Exons: 10
Coding region: 13-663 (216 amino acids)
Biological process (GO): negative regulation of transcription by RNA polymerase II
Cellular component (GO): Myb complex; transcription repressor complex
Source: RefSeq, a predicted model, not a curated record
UCGCGGCCACCAAUGGGAGGCGGCCGCGGCGGAAGGCGGGGAAGCGCGGCGCCUGAGGGUGGCGUCCCCAGAGACGCCUCCGGAGCCAUGAUGGCCGCGAAGGUGAAGGUGGAGAAACCAGAACUGGACCCGGUCUCGGCCCGGCUCCGCCUGGACGCCGUCCUGGAGCAGCUGCAGCAGCGCGGCCGCGGCGCCCCCAGGGAGCCGCUGGAGGAGGAGCCGGGGAAGGCGCCCGGGGAGGCCGCCGAACAAGGAGGCCUCCGCCCAGCGUCCCGGGAAGAGGCCGCCCGGGCGUUUCCCGCAGCAGCGGCGGAAGAAGCGCCGGGAGGGGGGGGAGGGGCUGGAGACCCCCCCCCAGAAACAGAACUCGUUCGUGAUCCGCCUGUUCGACCGCAGCGUGGAGCUGGGGCAGUUCCCGGCCGGGACCCCCCUGUACCCCGUGUGCCGCGCCUGGAUCGGCCACAGCCCCGCCCCCGCCGCGCCCCAGGAGCAGGCGCCCCCCAAGGCCGAGGAUGUGCUGGAGGCUGCCCCCCCCCAGCCCCGCCCUGGCCCCGCGCGUCCCCUCCCCCCUCGGGCCUGACGAGGACGCCGGGGCCCUCGGACCAGGUGCUCGACCCCGCCCCCUCGAUUACGUCACUGAUCUACAAAAACAUGGAGAGGUGAAACGGGUCCGGCAGCGGUGGCGGGAGGCGGCGCAGCGGAGCAGCAGCAGCGCUACGGGCCCAGCCUGCGCCUGCUGCGCAUCAUCUACGAGCGCCAGUGAGGCCCACGCCCACCCCGGGCCACGCCCACCCCGGCACGCCCACCCCGGCCACGCCCCACCAAUAAAGGCUCCGCCCCUUUCCGCUC